This is a messenger RNA of Pseudonaja textilis, 1774 nucleotides long. RefSeq names its product NECAP endocytosis associated 1 (gene NECAP1). NCBI's taxonomy places the organism in Eukaryota, Metazoa, Chordata, Lepidosauria, Squamata, Elapidae. Gene Ontology annotation, cellular component: clathrin vesicle coat; membrane. The record is from RefSeq and is a predicted model, not a curated record. Gene Ontology annotation, biological process: endocytosis.
CAGGACGCUGGGCGGAAGCGGCGGCGGUGGCGGCGGGUCUCCCCUUCCGGCGCGCGGUGGGUCAGCUGGCGGGGCGAUGGCGGCGGCCGAGGCGGAGUACGAGUCGGUGCUCUGUGUGAAGCCCGAGGUCAGCGUCUUCCGCAUCCCGCCCAGGGCCUCCAACCGCGGCUACCGGGCCUCCGACUGGAAGCUGGACCAGCCGGACUGGACGGGACGCCUGCGGGUCACCUCCAAGGGGAAAGUCGCCUACGUGAAGCUGGAGGACAAGGUCUCAGGAGAGCUUUUCGCACAGGCUCCGAUCGACCAGUACCCUGGCAUCGCAGUGGAGACGGUCAAUGACUCCAGCCGAUAUUUUGUCAUCCGGAUUCAGGAUGGGAACGGGCGCAGCGCCUUCAUCGGCAUCGGCUUUGGCGACAGAGGAGACGCCUUCGACUUCAACGUUGCCCUGCAGGACCAUUUCAAGUGGGUGAAGCAAGAGACGGAAAUCUCCCAGGAGUCCCAGGAGUCGGACAGCCGGCCCAAACUCGACCUGGGCUUCAAGGAAGGGCAGACCAUCAAGCUGAACAUUGGGAACAUGCCCACCAAGAAAAGUGGGCCAGCGAAGCCCCGCCCCGCCGGCUCAGGCGGACUCAGCCUUCUGCCCCCACCCCCGGGGGGCAAAAUGGCCGCUCCUGCUCCCCCGCCAGCUCCCCCUCUUUCUUCGACAGCCAUUUCCAACCACGUGACUCCACCCCCCGUGCCCAAGUCCAGCAGUGCUGGCAGCACAGAUAUCCUCCUAGACUUCAACCUGUCACCUUCGGCCGCCUCCAAGGGCCCCCCGCCUGCCCUGCUCCCAGCCACCGCAGAUCUCUGGGGAGACUUCAGCACUGCGCCCAGUGCAGUUCCCAGCCAGCCUGCUCAGCCGUCCAAGUGGGUUCAGUUCUGAAGAAGCAGGAGGGAGGAAACGGAAACGGACCAACGGCCGAGGCAGAGGGACCCACCUGGGCUCUUCAGCCCAAUCCCAACUUCCAGACAAUCCCCGUUUUUGUUGACGUGCCCGUUCCCUGGGCUCCCCCCUGCAUUCCCUCUCUGGCGCAGCGGAACUGCCUCAGAAUCCGCCCCUCCGGGAGCCUUGGAAGAGCGAGCCAGGGAGGAGCGAGGGAGGGGGGGGCGGCUGACACCCGGCUUCCUGCCUCUGGUCAGUCCCCGAGGUCUGGGAGGCUGACCAGAAGCUGCUUUUCCUUUGGGGUUCCCAGCCAGGCUCCCUUUCCUUUCCCCUGGGCCCCAGAGAGCAGCCGUCCGGAGCUGCCCCUGCUGCCGAUCUCUGCUCUCGGGAGAACCGGCUCCUCUGGGCUUCCCCUCGUCCUCCUUCCCGCGAAGGCCGGCAGUCGGGGCUUUCCAGAUCCAUUCGUGCGUUCUGUGUUUGGUGAAGCCUCCCAGUUUCCCUGGGCUCCUUUCGCCCCGCCCAGUUCUUGUCAGAAAAGGUCACUUCCCAGGUCAGGCGUGGCUGCAGCCCCCAGGCGGCUCUCCUGCUCCCGUCUCUUGUGUGGGUGCAUCUCCCUCAACCGGCUCCCUUCUGAACCUGGUGUGUUGUGCCCUCCGGGGAGGCAGGGAGGGAGGACUGGGCCAUGAAGCCCUUUCCGGCAGAUGCGUCUCUGUGUCUCCCCCUGGUGUCUUUUUGGGGAUUUUCGCAGGUCUGGCCUUCCCUCCUCCUCCUCCUCCUGCCAUUGGCGAGCUAGAAUGGCUCUGGACCGGCUGCUUUGCUUGGCCCCUGUGGCCCUCUCGAUUCGUUCCC